GUAAGUGAUGAGAUCAAUGCACGAAUAGUGAAAGCCAGAGCGGCUUAUGCCAAUCUGGGCCACCUCCGGCGCCUUCGUGAUGUUAGUCUGGCUGUAAAAGGUCGGAUCUACAACGCGUCGGUGAGAGCACUUUUGCUCUAUGCUUGUGAAACCUGGUCUCUGAGUUGAGGACGUUAGACGACUCUCUGUGUUCGAUCAUCGCUGUCUCCGAAGGAUUGCUGACAUUCAGUGGCAACACCGUGUCAGUAAUGCAGAGGUUCGGCAUCGUGUGUUCGGGCACAGAGAUGAUAAUUCAAUUGGUGUCACCAUCUUGAAACACUGACUUCGGUGGCUUGGACAUGUUCUCCGAAUGUCGUCCCAGAGAAUUCCACGUCGUACAUUAUUUGCCGACUCUGGGACUGGUUGGAAGAAGCAGAGAGGUGGUCAGUGCAUGACAUGGUGUCGGGGUAUGAAAGAAAGCUGCAACGGACUGGCUUCUGUCGGUUCUUCACGACUCCCUGGUUGGGGUCUAAGAGAUGGUGCAACACAGUGGCUAGAGACGUUAUCAGAUAUGGCUCAGAAUAGAAGCCAGUGGCGAUCCUGCUGUAACCUUCUUUUACUUUCUUCAUAAAAAGUGGUUGUGUCUCCCUUACCUGAAAGAUUUCUUCCGAUUGUAACUUUGCGUUCCGUCAUUACUGCCACACUACCUUACACCAAUCUCUUCGUUAUUGUUCUCUUUUUUUCUAUUUCUCUUCGAAUUCUCAUUGUUUUGUGUGGCGCAUAUAUGUUGGCGCUCUCUUGUACCAAUAUUUAUGUGUUCAAAUAAAUAAAUAAAUAUUUCUGGCUACCACUAUCGGGAUAGUCAUCGCUGAUGUGCCACCUGGCGUUCUCCCUCUGCUUUGCAAGCCUGGACUCAAGAUUGGUUACAUCGCUUUCAGCUCGCUGUUGUGGUUGUGUACAAGAACCUCCUUUUAGAGUAACUGUCUGCACUCGGAUCAUCCGAUUGUUUGCGUUUCAGUUGCCAACAAAUUCAUCGCCCCAAAUGGGCCAAUGUCUCCAAAUCGGUUGCAGCUUGUGUUACAACUAAAUAUCAAACCGAGCUAGGUUCAAGGGUGUCAACCCACCAGAAUGUUGGCUUUCGUUAUGGUUGAUGAUAUAUUGACCAUGUCUUCACUCUCCACCAAAUGUUAGAACACCGUCAUACUUAUCAUAGGCCAGUAAUCAUUGUGUUUCUUGACUUCAGGGCCACCUUCGAUUCGUUGGACAGGUUUGUUCUCUGGGUUUGUCUAUUGAAAAAGAGUGUGCCUGAGAAGCUUAUUGACAUCUUGGAAACCCCUGUAUACAAACACCUCUCUCCACUGUUUCAUUCAAGCAGUUGGGUUAGGCGGGGUUGCCUAACCUUUUUCAACUUUGCUAUCGAUGACGUUCUGGAAACAGCGCAGAUGGAUGUACGUAAUGGUGGUGUGGAUCUGUUGUGUGGAGAAAGACUUUUCGACCUCGAGUAUGCGGAUGAUAUUGCCUGACUGUAGGAUGAUACUCAAGCCAUGCAUUCCGCACAUAAUCAGUUGGAAAUUAGUGUCCAUGGGUAUGGUAUGUUCUGUGAAUCUUCUAAGUGCAAAUCACCGAGUUGAGGAUUUUAGACGACUCUGCAUUUGAUCAUCGUUGUCCCCGAAGGAUUGCUGACACCUAGUGGCAACAUCAUGUUGGUAAUGCAGAGGUUCGGCAUCUCCUAUUCGGGAACAAAGAUGAUGAUUCAACCGGUGUCACCAUCUUGAAACAUCGACUUUGGCGACUUGAACAUGCCCUACGAGUUUCGUCUCAGAAAAUUACACUUUGUGGAUUAUUCGCCGACGCUGGGGCUGGGUUGAAAAGGCAGGGAGGUGGCCAGUGUCUGGCAUGGUGUCGUGGUAUGAAAGAAAACUGUACAGGACUGGCUUCUGUUGGUCCUGCACGACUCAUUGGUUGGGGUCCUAGAGAUGGUGUGACACAGUGACUAGGAACGUUACCGGAUAUUGCUCAGAGUGGAAGUUAGUAGCGAUCCUGCUGUAACUUUUCUUUUACUUUCUACAUAAAAAGUGGACGUAACUUUAACUGGAAGAAUUUUUUCGGGUUGUACACUGGCUAACUGAACCGUUUCUCCCAUUAUUAUUAUUUCACUCAUACAAUUAUUUCUGUUCGUUGUUCUUUUUAUUGUACACAUUUUCGUUUCUCUAUCUUUUCACAACCUCAUUGUUAUUUUGUGGCGCAUAUGUAUUUGGCGCCCUCUUGUACUAGUGUUUACCAGUGUUCAAAUAGUGAAGUAAUAAUAAUAGUAAUACAAACUUACUUUGAUAUGAAGUUGUCCAUGUAUAAUGACUUUAAAAUAUUAUCUUACUGCUGAUAAAAUGCCCUAGAUUUUCACGUUUCUGAUCAGCACAAUCAAUAUUUUAGGCCAAUUUGAUAAGGGUUUUCUUGUUAAGCAAAUGUUAGUCUCAAAAGUGCCCCCAAGUGCCCUGGUACGGCCGAGGGUGGGGAGAGUCAGCUCUCUUUCGAAAUGCUCUCCCAUGGCCACGUAUACAGCCACUACCAAGGAAGUUCUACUCACUGCCUUCUUGCGGUUAAGGUGUUGUUUACGAAAUUGAGAGGACAAUCAACAAAGUUACCCAUAACAAAUGUUCUCACUAUCUAAAAUAACUCUUCAAUCUAAUCUCCAGCAACUUAAAGAAAGAAAUAAAACAUGAAGCAUGUACAUUCAGCUAGUACCAAAGAUGAUGAAAUAUGAAAUUAGUAGGGAUUAAUUAAACAAUUUAAGAUAUCCAAUGAUGACCAGUUAAUGAGGACAUAUGUUUCAGAGCAUUAUAUUUAAAUUUAUGACAGCUAUUUAAAAUUUUUGAAAUGGUAAUUUCAAAAAAAUAUUUUCUUGACUAAUUUUUAGAUGAAGUUUAAGAAAACACUAAACGUCGGUGUUGAGUCUGUGGAAUAUUUAACUGAAUUGAUACUUAGUACUGGGAAUCGUGAACACGAAAACAGUAGAGGAAGAUUUAUUUGACACUGAAAACAAAUUAAAAUGGUUUAGAAACACCACUUUUCAUAUGAUUUAUUUACAGUCAGACUGCCCUCAAAUACCCUGGUACGGCCGAGGGUGGGGAGAGUCAGUUCUCUCUUUCGAAACGCCCUCACAUAACCACGCGUAUACAGCCACUGUCAGGGAAGUCCUACUCACUGCCUUCUCGUGGUCAUGGUGUUGUUUACGAAAAGCGAAUUUCCGGCGCUUUAACAGGGUUGGAGAACGCGGAAAGUUCACUCAGUGAGCUGAAAAACCCUGAUUCCAACCCAGUGGUGCACAUGGGCUCCAGGAUCCUGGGGAAAAAAUGGUGUACGAUUCAAUUAAUUAUCACCGGCUACCAUGGGACGGCAUCUCCUGACGUUGCUGCACUGCCUUAUGGAUCAGACCUCUAAGUCGAAGGCUCCGGGUGUGGCUCCCUAAGAAAAUCACCUGCUUCAGUUUGGGCAGUCGGGUAGUAUCAUAGCCCACACACAACUCAAGUGACUUGUGUGGCGCAUACGUAUACGGUGCCCAUUUGUACCAAUAUUUAUGUCUUCAAAUAAAUAAGUAAGUCCUAACAGUACUAAAAACUAUCCUCAAGUUCGCAAAAAUCACCUUAUCAAUUUGAACUUCUGAAUGCUUAUUAGUAAUUGGCUUAAAUACAAAUCAAGUCACUUCCAUGAUAUGAGAAGUCAAGCAUGAAUUGUAAAAUUUGUGAGUAAGGAGUAAAAUAUAGUUUUUUUGGAAUUAACCUUAGCUAUUUUUUUUACUUCGAUUGAACUUUAAACGGUAUGAAUUCAUUUUCUUAUCAGAUUUUAAAUGUCUCUGAAAACAACAAGACGGCUUACCGGGAUUUUCUGUUUAUAAUAUCGAACGAAGUUAACACUCAGCUAUUUAAGGCACCUGUUUACGAUGUCUCUACGCUUUUAUUUUAUGAAAUUCAACGGGUAUCGUGGGGGCAAUUACUAUUUUAUGGUAACAAAACACUUGUUCACUAAUAAUCCAUAAUGAGGAACAUAAAAUCUUACUUUUUGAAUCAUAUAAUUUGUAAAGAAUGCUUAGCAUUCAGCUGGUAGUUUUAUACACUUAUUUUUCUGGAUUUAAUUUUUACGCAUUUACAUAUGUCUCCAGUAGUGCGGUUGUAAAAGUGAUCAAUAUUACUUGACUAGAUACAUAUGCUUUUAAGUAAGAACUAUAUAUAACAGUGCAAAUAUUACUAGUGAUAGAAAUGGUUUAAGUACUUGGUUUUCAACAUCUAGAUCAAGAGUUUGAUUCUCAUUUUGUUUACCAAGGUUUGGAUAUCCAAGCAACAUCAUCAACUCCCAUACAUAUGGUUUGGUUAAUAGUCGAUUACAUUGGUGUGUAUGCAUAUAUGAGUUGUACUUUUAUCAUUCCUAGUUAGGAUCGAAUUUACCACCUACAGGUUUUGUAAUUUGUUAGUUUGAGGCUAUAAUUUGUUGACUUCACUUACUCGCUACUCUCUUGUCCUCUUAUGUUUUGUUUAUCAGUUAAUAUGUACCGAAGAGGUGCUAAACGAUGGAAAAAGAAAUUUUAUUUAUUGCAUGGUCAUCAGUUUGCUGCCAGACGAUUUAAUCGGAAUGCCGUAUGUGCUUACUGUAAGGAACGUAUAUGGGGUUUGGGACAACAAGGGUUUAAAUGUAUUAAUUGUCGUCUUCUACUUCAUCGUCGUUGUCAAGGUGGCGUGCGUCAUAAAUGUGGUGAAGCAUUCAUAAGACCGACCUAUCAAAACAUGCGUUCAAUCUCUACAUUUUCCACCGGUUCCACUCCUAUUGUGUGGGAUAAUAAUGGAAACAGACCUACAACCAUAGCAACAGAUCUAUCUUCUGGGACAAGUAAUACACUCCCAUCUCGUCUUCCUGUCACUAUUCAACCAUGCAAAGAUAAUUCAAAGCCACCAAAGCUAGAAAAAAUCAUUGGUUUAUGUGAAAAAGAAUCAAAUCAAACAUCAGACAAACACUUUACGCCGACAUCCAAUACAAAAAAUAAUCUCAAAUCAGGUUCAGACAACUUAAUAAUUGAAACAAGUGGUGGUGUUCACCCUAGUAGUGUACCAGUUCCCGUUUCAAUCAUCACUGAUAAAGUUGAUGAUAAGUCCAUACCAAUCAUAGAACAGCGCAUUAUAGAUAUUCCUGAUAUUCCAAUCACUUCUGGACGGGUUGGUUUACAUGAUUUCAAUUUACUCAAAGUGAUUGGUCGUGGUAGUUAUGCUAAAGUAUUUCAAGUAGAGCAUAAACCAACUAAUCGUAUAUAUGCAAUGAAAGUUAUUAAAAAAGAAACUAUUCUGGAUGAAGAGGUACGUUUGGUUUGUACUUUCGGUAAUUUAACAAAUGCUUUUGGACUAACGGUUUUUCAUACCUUUUGCAAAUAUGUAGAACGAAAGUCACUAAAUAUAGACUUAGUUUUAACAAAUGUUUAUCCAUCAUUCUCUGGCAGUGGUUGUAUGCACAUGACCAUAUGAGAGCACUUCGAGGGGGGGAGUAUACUCUCCCCACUCUCGAGUGUACCAAGGCAUUUCGGGACUGUCAGAUGUUCACUGAAUAUAUGUUUCGCAAUGCUUCGGAAUUUACUCAGAGUUUCGACUUUCCUGCAUCGAACAUGUGAAUAUCUAGGUUCAUUAACUAUAAUAUAUGUAAAAAUUAGACAUAAAUCGAUCUUCACCACUUUACAUUUUUCUGGUUCCAUUAUUACCUAUGAGUUUUUCUGUGACUCAUUUGUUUACUGACAGUGUGCAUAUAAACAAAGCACUAAACAUAACAUCAAGCUCCAAAACCCAACCGCUUCUAUAGUUUUCGUUUUUCUCUAGGUUUGAGUAAUUUUAAUAAAUGGAUGUCUCAUGAAUUCAGCCGCAUAACGUAGGCCAAAAUACUCCUUAUCCCUUUUAAAAACAUAUUAGUAUCCCAUAAUGUUUUAUUUAUUGCGACAUAACUAUACCAAAUGAGUCUGCCACUUCGUGAGUCUAAAUUACUUUAACAAGGGCAUAUAAGUGAAGGCUGAGCACACAAACGUUAGUAUCGUUGUUGAAUAUUACUAGUUGUAGGAAGCAAUUUCCCACAGAUUCAACUCUAAGCUAAUCUCUAGACUGUCGAGUACAGAGUCUUGGUUUAGCCAAAGUCAGAACAAGCAAGCUAUUUGGCUAGAUAAACUUUAUCUGUUUCUAAAACAUAAAUUAACAUCGUUAGUGUACAAACAAACAGUACAGUCUAUUAAUACAGGGAAAAACAGACAAAUAACAUACCGAACAGUAGCCAGAGAAUAGGAAAAAUGAGUCAACAAGCCAAUAUUGUUUUACAAUGAACAUUAAACUGUGAUUGGCUAAUAAAGAGAUACAGUCGUACAAGGUCAAAAGAAGUUGAUGUGGUGGUGGGCGUUCCCCUUAUUAUUGGUGGGUUCGUCUACCAAUCACAUUUUACACUAGUUUUACGUUACAAUUGUACUGCAAGUUUCAGUGCACUAAUUCACUAACUGUUAAUCUUAGUCAAAUUAAGAAUCAUAAACUUGAUUAAGGUCUUCAGGAUGAUAAAAGUUGACUUUUAUAUAACCCCUUAAGCGAAAUGACUCAAAGACCAUCACAAUAGUCCGAAUCCAUCUUAUUUUUGUCUUAUAAAUCAUGGACAUUUAGUUACUAUUCAUUUAGCUCCCAUUAUUUAUUUUAAAAUGUCCUUCUAGUUAAUCUUCUGUUUGUUUACUGUUAGAAGUCAUUGUAAUUUAAAGCAACGCUUCUGUAUUCAAGGUUCUGUUUGAUGUUGUUAGUCUCAGGUUCAUUGUGAAAUCGAUUAUCACUGUUGAAGCUUUGUGCAUGCAAACAGACGACAGUUUCAGGAGAUAUUGAAUAACAGUAAUCUUAAGUAUUGUAUCACUGGUACUACCAGUUGGUAAUCGAAUGGAGAAGUUUUGGUUGAUAGAAACUAAUAAAUGCAAAAAGGAAUGGGAAUUACGGUUUAUUCUAAUAAAGGUGAGGAUUAAAAGGAUGCUAAUAAAAAACAACUAUCAGUUCUUUUAAGAAUGACUUGUAUUACGAAUUAAGAGAGAAUUGAGUACAAAUACAAGUGAUAGAAAACGUUAAGGUAUUAAACUAAAUACUGAUGAAAACAAGACUACACACAAAACAAAUUAGUAUAUAUUUACUUUACAAUAGAUCAUUUGAGCGAAGUUUAAAAUAAUUUGAAAUGUAUUAAAGACAAUAAACUACAUUUCAAGUUAUAUUUUUUAUGCCCCAUUGGAAUGGAAUUAGAGUACGUAAAAAUAUAACAACACUGAUUUUUUUAUAAUGAAUAGCUACACCUCCAGAAAAAGCAAGUAAUUAACGACAAGAUUUAGAGAUCUGUAGAAUAUCGUAAGGUGGAAUCUAGGUCACAGUGUCGUACGGAAAAUGGAGUUAUUACUAAGCAAUAAAUGGGGCACAAUUGUGUUCUAAGUAAAGCCAAAGGGAAUGAAAAAGUAGUAAUUAGCAUAAUAAAAGACUGAACACCAUCAACAGAAACGACACAAAAUAAUAACUACUGGUUUGAUGAAUGGAUUCAACUCCCAGCUGUGAUUUAGAAGAAGCAGAUAAUUCAUCGAGUACGAUAUGAUUAUAAGAUGACGCCCUUACUAAGUUGGAAUUCAUUGGAUAUAUAAACUUUACCGUAUUAAUACAUGGCUAUUAUGUAAAACAAAAACUUCUACAUGAUAGUGAACCAGUUGAAAAACGCGUUCCGGUGUUUUCUACUACUCAGGGUAUAAAAUUGUUAGAUGAUUAUCAUCAUUGAUAUGGCAAUCAAACACUAAAAACAUCGUUGCUUCUGUUUACUUAGAUCUACAUAGUUCAUACUAUGGAAUUCAGUUCGAUUAAUUAUUCGGUUUGCAUUCUAAUGAACGACAAAAGUACAAAUUCGUAUCACUUAUCUUUCAAGAAUUGAACAAAACACUUUUUAAUAUAAACUAAUCCAUUACAAACAUUCGAUUUUAUCAGCAUUUCGACGAGUAUUUUCAGAUUCAGUACAGGUUUGCUUAUUUCGUCUGAGCCAAUAUAUAUGGCGGAGACUACAGCAAUCCUCAUCUUCAAUAGCCCCAAAUGACCUAUUAAGAGUUUGCUCUACAGUUCCAUCGGUUGGCUAAAUUAGUUUUUUAUCGGUCAUAGAUGUAACCUCAUUUGACAUUUUUUUAGUCAUCAUUCUACGUAGAAAUUAACAUAUUAACUAAUUAUUUUGGAAACACGUGGGUCAGGUGACCUACAACUUGCGGAAGCCUUAGUGACCUAACUUUCCAAAUUGUAGCAUUGAAUGUCCACAGUUCCAUCAUGAAAGAUCUUCCUAAAACGAACAGUGUGACAGAAGAGUAACAUGCUCAUCCGAACAUACAAGAUAGUCAAUGAUGUUCUAGAAAAGGAAUGGAGUCCAGGUGGAUUGGAGAUCGAAAAACUCAGUCCACUGGUUCAACAAAAGCAUGCGAAAAUGUGAAAGGAGGUAACGACAUGGAUUAAAUUGUCUGUGGAGGACUAUGGGAACAAACUGUUACUAACGACUUUACGUGGUAUGGUAUAAAAUUUGAACUCAUUCAUUUAAACAUAUUAAACUGUGUUAUAAAGAUUUAUGAAUGUAAAUAACACUUAGAUGUUCAUUAUAUUAUUCAAUCUUUCUGUUGAUAAUCUUUCAUUACACUAUUAAAUCUCCAUUUUUUGAUGCUCGCACCGAUACAAAUUCCCCUUAUUGAAGGAUACUGGAAAGUGAGUUCUAUGAGUCCAAAUAAAUUAUAGUGAAAAAAACUUCCUGUGAAGUAAAAAACCCAGAGAACUAUGAUUUUUCUAAGCAAGAGUACAUUGCUUCUGAAGUAGCCUCUGUUCUACAGAUGAAUCAGUUUAAAAUCAGACAGCAAAACUCAACCCCAGGUAACUAAGUUUUUACUUGAAUACUUUGUAAAAAAAACUACCGUCUUAGGGAACUGAUAAUAUAUUAAUUCACAUAAACUAGACAGUAUAUGUAAAACUCGUUCUUCUCAUACUUCCAAUACUAGGAUAUUGAUUGGGUUCAAACAGAAAAACAUGUAUUUGAAUGCGCUACUAACCAUCCAUUUUUAGUUGGUUUACACUCGUGUUUCCAAACUAGAAGUCGGUUAUUCUUUGUCAUUGAAUUUGUUAAUGGUGGAGACCUAAUGUUUUAUAUGCAACGUAAUCUUCGUUUAGCAGAAGAUUACGCACGAUUCUAUGCAGCUGAAAUUUGCAUUGCAUUAAAUUUUCUCCAUGAACGUGGUAUUAUUUACCGAGAUCUCAAGUUAGACAAUGUUUUGAUGGAUAGCGAAGGUCAUAUUAAACUGACUGAUUAUGGAAUGUGUAAAGAAGGAAUCAUCGGAGAUAUGACUACAACUACAUUUUGUGGUACACCGAAUUAUAUAGCUCCUGAAAUACUGAAAGGAGAAAGUUAUAGUUUCAGUGUUGACUGGUGGGCCCUAGGCGUACUUAUGUUUGAGAUGUUAGCUGGUCGAUCUCCUUGGGAAGGUGUUGGACAGUCAGCUAAUCCAGAUCAAAAUACUGAGGAUUAUUUAUUUCAAAUCAUUCUCAGUCGUCCAAUUCGUUUUCCACGUUCUAUUUCUGUUCGUGCAACCAGCAUACUUAAUGCAUUUCUCCAAAAGGUGCCAACUGAACGCCUUGGAUGUGCGCCAAAUUCAAGUUUUGGUGAUAUUAUGGAGCACGGAUUUUUCAAACCAAUCGAUUGGGUAGCUUUAGAAAGGAAAGAAGUUCAUCCUCCUUAUCGUCCAACAUGUGGAGGCGAUAGAGAUCUGAUACAUUUCGAUCCUGCAUUCACCGAUGAACCUGUAGUGCUAACACCAGAUAACGAGGCAGUGAUGUCACGUAUGGAUCAAACAGAAUUCGAUGGUUUCGAAUAUGUGAAUCCUUUGCUCAUGUCGUUAGAUGAACAAGUGUAAGAGGAAUUCUCAUUCCCCCCCUUCCUCAAUGGCUCGUUGUGUUAAUCUAUCUACCUUCUUUUUUUUUAAAAAAAAAUCACUUUUAUUCAAUACUACCAUCAUAUCUAUUAACAAAUAAAUAAAUAGUAUUUUAUAUUGAAUUUUUUUUUAAAAAAAAAAACUAAUUUAUCAUAUACAUUCCAUAUUCAUUCAAUUAGCAAAAUAAAAGUUGUUUAAAUCAUUUACCAACAGUUCAAUGUUAAAUUAACUUAAGAACAUAUCAAAUGUUAAAAUAUUUUCACUUCUUUUGAUUUUAGGGUAUAAUUCUUGAAAUAUUUUCUUUUUAUAUAAGAAAAAAAUAUUGCUUACUUGGAAGUUUAUAUUAUUUGAAGCACACACACACACACGUACAUAUAUAUAUAUAUAUAUAUAUUCCUAGGAAAAUUUAUUUUGUUUGUUUAUUAUCAAACAAGCUUCCUUUAUUGCUCCGUGUUCUUUAUUGAUGAACAAAUGUGUUUAAUUAUUUUUUCUCUCGCUCAAUUAAUUCUGAUGAAAAUAAAUGCUGACUGUAUUUCUAUCUUUUUCGAAGUUGUUGUUGUUGUUUUUUUAUAGUUUUUAUCAAUGUUUACUUAUUUUCUCUAAUUUUAUAAUUAUGGAAUGAGUUUAAAGUAAAUUAUAAUGAAAUGUUCAUUGUAGUUACUGGUAAGUAGUAUUAAUAUGAUUUAAAUGAUAAAAUGAAAUACUCUUAAAUUUAACACUCAGUGAAGAUAACUUUCUGAUGACUUCUAACUACUUACUACUUUAAAAGUAUUCCGAGACAUAAAACUAGAUGGCCAAAUUUUUUAAGUAAAUAAUUAAUCAACUUUUUGCGCUAAAUUUCUCUGAACGAAGGUUUUUAUUUUUGAGAAAACACGAGAAUUUAUUAACUAUAUCAGUGUUCAGUUACAUAUUCCAAAAUUGACUUAUCGAAAUAAUGGUUCAUCACUUUCCCUGUUAAAAAACUUGCCAAACGACACAUUUUAGAGAUUAUUUUACAAAACCAGUUCAUACCAAUAUUAGCUAUUCACAUAGAAUUCAAUUCUAAUGGAUAAUUUUAUUGACUAGUAAGUAUUCACAAGGAACAAAAUACUUUGUUA
Molecule: messenger RNA, 11040 nt
Organism: Schistosoma haematobium
Lineage: Eukaryota; Metazoa; Platyhelminthes; Trematoda; Strigeidida; Schistosomatidae
Exons: 11
Coding region: 4497-5483 (328 amino acids)
Biological process (GO): protein phosphorylation
Molecular function (GO): ATP binding; protein serine/threonine kinase activity; protein binding
Source: RefSeq, a predicted model, not a curated record